AUGACCACAGUCCCACCAGAGCAGAGCAGAGCAGAAGAUGAAACCCCCAUCUUCAGCGCUCCAACAUCCAACAAGGACCAAGCCCGACGACGAGACGACGACUACCGGUAUCGCCUACCGGUAUCUCUUGCGGCCGGAGAUGACCAGAACAAAGCCCCAAGAUUCACACGAGGAGUAGGAGAAGGAGAGCAGUUGAGCUCGCGAUUUCUGGCGCCUCAGAAACCCGCCAGUUCUGGGAAGCGUGGCCUGCAGGAGAGGGAAAGCUUCGCGGCGCGUGAGAGAGCCCGGGCCAAGCAAGCGAGCAAGCAAGCAAGCAAGCAACCACUGCAUCCUUUCCACGCCGGCCCAGAUCUAGGAGACCCGGACACGUCCCAGGAUGCAAUGCAGGUUCGCGUGCUCGCGCUCGCGCUCGCGCUCCACUUCGCUCCUGACUGGCUGACUGACGGACUGGACUGGACUGGACUGAGCCGCGCCAAGACCACUGCGCCAGAGGGCUGA
Messenger RNA from Drepanopeziza brunnea f. sp. 'multigermtubi' MB_m1, 498 nucleotides. NCBI's taxonomy places the organism in Eukaryota, Fungi, Ascomycota, Leotiomycetes, Helotiales, Drepanopezizaceae. The record is from RefSeq and is a predicted model, not a curated record.